This is a messenger RNA of Suillus fuscotomentosus, 1660 nucleotides long. RefSeq lists its product as uncharacterized. NCBI's taxonomy places the organism in Eukaryota, Fungi, Basidiomycota, Agaricomycetes, Boletales, Suillaceae. Bases 401 to 1588 code for a protein of 395 amino acids. The transcript has 12 exons. The record is from RefSeq and is a predicted model, not a curated record.
GCCGCGGCCCUGUCCCCGAUAUUACGUGCCCACUGCCGCUCAACUUGAACAGGCCCGUCAUUGACUCGGAACGUUAGGCAACCAAACAUGUUGACCAAGAAGCUGAUUCUAAGGCUCUUGAAAAGUCUAUGCCAAGUGUUAGCAGCACUCAUAACUCGAUCUGCCCAAAGAUUGCGCAUCCUCGUGACUUGCUUUCGACACUUUGUGGCCAAGUUGACUCGGAAGAUUCGCGGUUUCCCCAGGCACACUGGCAAUAAUGACUCGACGACACUUUCUCCUGUAGACUGUUGUACUGUACCGCCCAGUACUUCUGGUGUGCGAUAUCCCCCCGUCAAAUUACCGCUGCCACUUCACAACCGGCAAAUAACUUCAGCUAAUGCAGCACGCAGCGGCACGCAAGAUGUGUUGUUGUCUUCGAUUUCCUAACGCCAACCCGGCUUCCAGCGUUCCUAACACCGACAUCAAGCUUAUGCCAUUCGCUGCGAAUGACAUUUCACGAUACGAGAAUCGUCCUUUUGUAUCAUGUCCAUGGCUGAGAGGUGAUUGGGAGUUGUGUGUGCACCCGGAAGGUGUACUAUAUCUACACAACAACCGCAAGAGUGUGUUCACAGAAGCGACCAUGGAUAGCAACAUGUUCGGAUUUCUCGACAAAUUUGUGGAUGCAUUAGAUGAACUAGCACAAACACAAUCAGUGAAUCUCGGAGAUGAUAACGUUGACCUCGUCGUGCAACUAGCACAGAAUGAAGAGGGUGAAGUGUCUUGCUAUUAUUAUUUCGUCGACCACACAGAUCGAAUACUAUUUUGGCUGCACGAUCGCGAUCAAGCGACGGAUGACAUUUUUAGUGGGCUCCAGGGCGUCAUGGAUUCGAGCCAUAUUCGAUAUUCCCUGGAGUCUGAAUACUGGACGCAUUGCGAAUCUUACCCGAAACACCAGAUGGAUAGACCGAAGAUCAUUAAGGAACUGAGGGAGCUUGUUAUGCAUGCAAGUGCAGAGAUCAUUACUUCGGACACGUCCUUGUCGCCUUUUGAUGGAGAUGAACUCUCCAGAAUCUUGGAGUUGAUAAAUCAUCUAAAAGAGAAUGCUCUAGACAAUGACCCACAUUCCACUUGUGUUAUUGAUAGAGCCAAGUUCUUCAACUUCUGCGGUCUACCCUGCGCUCGUCUUGAAGCUGAUAAAUCGGUGUACAAGGACGAUGAAAACCCUCAUCCACUGACCAGUAUGUGGGUAGAUGAAUGCAUCAAUACUCCGCGGUGGAAAGACUUCAAUAAAAACCUCAUGACAGAAUGGACUGGGAUCACAAUCUAUUCCAGUGUCAUGUUAGCAGUAGACGUAAGUUUCCUUGCAGUGCCGAAUGUAUAUAUUGGCCAGUCGCAGUCGAUCGGGAUUAUCGUCACCUAUCUUUCCAUCAUCUUCAUCACCGGCUCCUUGAUCGUCUCAGUCCUGCUGGUGCGACAGAACCAAAGAUAUGGUUUUGAGUCAGCGGACAAAGCAACGGAUUUUCUGUCUCAUAUGACGGGGACAUUUUUCGGAGUGAGAGCCCUUGCCACGGUUCACAGUCUUCCCUACGCAAUGCUUAUGUGGGGGUAGGUGGAUUACUACACUAUCACCGGGCUAAUGGUCACCUUAUUCUUGAUUAGGAUGAUAUACUUCGCAAUCGCC